UUCCCACAGAUUAAAGGUUGUACAAAACUUAAAAGAAGCAACGGUUCUAUUCACUUGUUAUUGGACUCGAAACUCCUUUGACCUCAGAAACUGAAGAUGAGGUUGCCGUGGGAACUGCUGGUACUGCAGUCAUUCAUGUUGUGCCUUGCAGAUGACUACACACUGCAUGGCCCAAUUUUUAUUCAAGAACCAAGUGAUGUCAUGUUUCCUCUGGAUUCUGAGGAGAAAAAAGUGAAGCUCAAUUGUGAAGUUAAAGGGAAUCCAAAACCUCAUAUAAGGUGGAAGUUAAAUGGAACAGAUGUUGACAUUGGUAUGGAUUUCCGCUACAGUGUUGUUGAAGGCAGCUUGUUGAUCAAUAACCCCAAUAAAACCCAAGAUGCUGGAACGUACCAGUGCAUAGCAACAAACUCGUUUGGAACAAUUGUUGGCAGAGAAGCAAAGCUUCAGUUUGCUUAUCUUGAAAACUUUAAAACAAGAACAAGAAGCACCGUGUCUGUCCGCCGCGGGCAGGGAAUGGUGCUGCUGUGUGGACCGCCACCCCAUUCUGGAGAGCUGAGCUAUGCCUGGAUCUUCAAUGAAUACCCUUCCUAUCAGGAUAAUCGCCGCUUCGUUUCCCAAGAGACUGGUAAUCUGUAUAUUGCCAAAGUAGAAAAAUCAGAUGUUGGGAAUUAUACCUGUGUGGUUACCAAUACUGUGACAAACCACAAGGUCCUGGGGCCACCCACACCACUAAUAUUGAGAAAUGACGGGGUGAUGGGUGAAUAUGAACCAAAAAUAGAAGUGCAGUUCCCAGAAACGGUCCCGACUGCAAAAGGAGCGACGGUGAAGCUGGAAUGCUUUGCUUUAGGAAAUCCAGUACCAACUAUUAUCUGGCAAAGAGCUGAUGGAAAGCCAAUAGCUAGGAAAGCCAGAAGACACAAGUCAAACGGAAUUCUUGAAAUCCCCAAUUUUCAACAGGAGGAUGCUGGUUUAUAUGAAUGUGUGGCUGAAAAUUCCAGAGGGAAAAAUGUAGCAAGAGGACAGUUGACUUUUUAUGCUCAACCUAAUUGGAUUCAAAAAAUAAAUGAUAUCCACAUAGCCAUGGAAGAAAAUGUUUUUUGGGAAUGUAAAGCAAGUGGAAGACCCAAGCCUACGUACAGGUGGCUAAAAAAUGGUGAACCCCUGUUAACUCAGGAUAGAAUUCAAAUCGAGCAAGGAACACUCAACAUAACAAUAGUAAACCUCUCAGAUGCUGGCAUGUAUCAGUGUGUGGCAGAGAAUAAACAUGGAGUUAUCUUUUCCAGCGCAGAGCUUAGUGUUAUAGGUGAGUCUUUAUACUGGAAAGGAAAAAAACAAACAAAAACUCUUUAAAUCACUAAACUAACGUGAUUUGCCAAGCAUAAAUGUUCAAUCUAAGAAGAAGAGGAAAGAAAUCUUUAAGCUGAAGAUUUUGCUUAAGAAACAAGCAAUGUAGUCUGCAAGCAGUAAGAAGAGACCACUUUCUAAGUCAGCCUCUUCUGAUGCUUACAAUGGGUAACACAGAUACCUCGGCAUUCAUUUCUACUCCUCUAUUGACCACACUUCUAAAUUGAGCAAAUGCUCUGGAGUCUGCUGCUAUCAUUCUGAUUUGGUACAAAUUUCAGAUUGGAGGGAGUAAGAGCUGACGAGGUUUGGAAAGGCUUAUUCAAACAGC
This is a messenger RNA of Galeopterus variegatus (Sunda flying lemur), 1672 nucleotides long. RefSeq names its product contactin-4-like. Bases 97 to 1350 code for a protein of 417 amino acids. Gene Ontology annotation, biological process: brain development; cell-cell adhesion. The record is from RefSeq and is a predicted model, not a curated record. The transcript is spliced from 9 exons. Gene Ontology annotation, molecular function: cell-cell adhesion mediator activity. Lineage: Eukaryota; Metazoa; Chordata; Mammalia; Dermoptera; Cynocephalidae.